Molecule: messenger RNA, 1389 nt
Organism: Mandrillus leucophaeus (drill)
Lineage: Eukaryota; Metazoa; Chordata; Mammalia; Primates; Cercopithecidae
Gene: TDRD3
Product: tudor domain containing 3
Exons: 4
Coding region: 1-1116 (371 amino acids)
Source: RefSeq, a predicted model, not a curated record
AUGGUAUACUUUUACCUUUCAGACCCUAAAUCACAGCCACAGCAGCUUCAUCAGGGACAAUACAGAUCGUCAAAUACUGAGCAAAAUGGAGUAAAAGAUAAUAAUCAUCUGAGACAUCCUCCUAGAAAUGAUACCAGGCAGCCAAGAAAUGAAAAACCGCCUCGUUUUCAAAGAGACUCCCAAAAUUCAAAGUCAGUUUUAGAAGGCAGUGGAUUACCUCGAAAUAGAGGUUCUGAAAGACCAAGUACUUCUUCAGCAUCUGAAGUAUGGGCCGAAGACAGAAUCAAAUGUGAUAGACCGUAUUCUAGAUAUGACAGAACUAAAGAUACUUCAUAUCCUUUAGGUUCUCAGCAUAGUGAUGGUGCUUUUAAAAAAAGAGAUAACUCUAUGCAAAGCAGAUCAGGAAAAGGUCCUUGCUUUGCAGAGGCAAAAGAAAAUCCACUUCCUCAAGAAUGUGUAGAUUAUAAUAAUCAAAAACGUGGAAAAAGAGAAAACCAAACAUCUAUUUCUGAUUAUUUUUAUGACAGGAAAUCACAUACAAUAAAUAAUGAAGCUUUCAGUGGUAUAAAAAUUGAAAAACAUUUUAAUGUAAAUACUGAUAAUCAGAAUCCAGUUCGAAGUAAUAGUUUCAUUGGUGUUCCAAAUGGAGAAGUAGAAAUGCCACUGAAAGGAAGACGAAUAGGACCUAUUAAGCCAGCAGGACCUGUCACAACUAUACCCUAUGAUGAUAAAAUAUUUUACAAUAGUGGGCCCAAAAGAAGAACUGGGCCAAUUAAGCCAGAAAAAAUACUAGAAUCAUCUAUUCCUAUGGAGUAUGCAAAAAUGUGGAAACCUGGAGAUGAAUGUUUUGCACUUUAUUGGGAGGACAACAAGUUUUACCGGGCAGAAGUUGAAGCCCUCCAUUCUUCGGGUAUGACGGCAGUUGUUAAAUUCACUGACUACGGAAACUAUGAAGAGGUGCUACUGAGCAAUAUCAAGCCCAUUCAGACAGAGGCAUGGGAGGAAGAAGGCACCUACGACCAAACUCUGGAGUUCCGUAGGGGAGGUGAUGGCCAGCCAAGAAGAUCCACUCGGCCAACUCAACAAUUUUACCAGCCACCCCGGGCUCGGAACUAAUACGAAAAGGAAACUCUUUGUGAAGAAACAAGCUGGUGAUUAAAACAUCCUGGUGGAAACGUGUUGACCUUCCACUUUCUCUUCAGAAUAAGUAGCAGCUGUGGUGGAUAUUAUUAUUUGAAGAAAGAAAAAGCAGAUUUUAGGGUGGAAAAAACAUUCAACUCACACAAAGAAUGGGAAAAAAUACUGAGUUAAAUAAAGCAAAUACCUUUUACAAGUGAAAGGAAGAAUUUUUCUUCUGCCAUCAAUAAAACCCAUUGUGCUAUUAUUGUU